CAUGAUAAAAAAGAAAAAGCAAGGCCGAUACAAGAAUGUGCCCUAUACAUUUGGUCGACAUUUUAGAAAUUGGAUUGAAACCGAAGUAGGAUCCAUACAAUGUCCAGUGGUUUAAAAAUUCAUUUCUAAACGUAAAUCAAAUCCUAGGUAUCAUGACAGUUUUAAAGAUUUUAAUGAUCUAUUCCAAAACUCAGGUAUAGGUAGAUAACUAGGUUAACUUUUCUUUGGGUAAAAGAAAUGGGUUUAAUAUCUCUUAAGUAAUGAAAGAGUUGAUGGAUUUCAAAUUUAUUUUGAAGUAGAAAGAUCUUACUAUGAAGCUGCAAUAUAAGGAACCAAAAUCACUGAAUAAAAGGUGAGAAAUAUUUGAC
Molecule: messenger RNA, 368 nt
Organism: Paramecium sonneborni
Lineage: Eukaryota; Ciliophora; Oligohymenophorea; Peniculida; Parameciidae
Source: the annotation of a GenBank genome assembly